This is a messenger RNA of Doryrhamphus excisus (bluestripe pipefish), 3980 nucleotides long. RefSeq names its product SH3-domain GRB2-like endophilin B2b (gene sh3glb2b). The record is from RefSeq and is a predicted model, not a curated record. Gene Ontology annotation, biological process: membrane organization. NCBI's taxonomy places the organism in Eukaryota, Metazoa, Chordata, Actinopteri, Syngnathiformes, Syngnathidae. Gene Ontology annotation, cellular component: cytoplasm; membrane. Gene Ontology annotation, molecular function: protein binding.
GCAGGCUGCAGUGUCGAUUUCCGAUAGUGGAUGAGGCGGAUUAUUGCUCCAGUCUGCUGCUGCAUCAUCUCAGCUGAUCCAGAGGAUUCCCUCUUCGGGGAAACAAACACGUCUUGAACAGCAUGGAUUUUAACGUGAAAAAACUGGCUUCCGGUGCGGGCGUCUUCUUCACCAGGGCGGUUCAGUUCACAGAAGAGAAGUUGGGCCAGGCUGAAAAGACAGAGUUAGAUCCUCACCUGGAGAAUCUGAUUGCUCGGGCUGACUGCACCAAGAACUGGACUGAAAAGAUCUUGCGACAGACAGAGGUGCUCCUGCAGCCGAAUCCAAGUGCUCGAAUAGAGGAGUUCAUCUAUGACAAGCUGGAGAAAAAGCUUCCUUCCAGAACAACCAAUGCAGAGCUGCUGGGCCAGUACAUGCUGGAUGCUUCCAAUGAAUUUGGUCAAGGGACACCAUACGGCAGCACCUUGGUCAUUGUAGGAGAAUACCAGAAAAGACUUGGAUCAGCCGAGCGAGAAUUCCUUCAAACCUCAGCCGCCACGUUCCUCACGCCAUUGCGCAACUUCUUAGAAGGAGACUGGAGGACCAUAUCAAAAGAGAGGCGACUCCUGGAGAAUCGACGGCUUGAUCUCGACAUCUGCAAGACACGCUUGAAAAAAGCCAAGCAGGCGGAGGCCAAAGCAGCAGCUGCGCCUGAUUUUCAGGAGACAAGGCCUCGAAAUUAUGUUCUUUCUGCCAGUGCUUCAGCGUUGCAGAGCGGCUGGGAGAGUUGGGAUGUGGAGCCAGAGAUUGGCUUAACAGAGCAAAGAAAGCUGCUGAGUGAGGAAGUGGACAAAGCAGAACACGAGCUUCGUGUCGCACAGACGGAGUUUGACCGCCAAGCCGAGGUCACCAGGCUGCUGCUUGAGGGCAUCAGCAGCACGCAUCUGAAUCACCAGCGUUGUCUUCAGGAUUUUGCAGAGGCUCAGGCCACCUACUAUGCCCAGUGUCAUCACUACAUGCAUGAACUUCAGAGGGAGCUCAACAAGUGUGCUAAUGCAGUCGGCACCUCCUACCAGUCUGCUGCGUGUCCUGACCCGGUCUCUGCUGCCUUCCCGACUGGACCACUCUCCCCUGGCACCACGGCGCCCGCCUCCUCCAGCAAUAAGCCCCAAACGCCGGCCAUGGAGCAAACGCAGCUCCCCAUCACCGGCACCAGAAAGGCCAAGGUCCUGUACGACUACGACGCCCACGAUUCCACCGAGCUUUCCCUGUUGGCUGACGAGCUGAUCACCGUCUACACGGUACCGGGCAUGGACCCCGAUUGGCUUUUUGGAGAACGAGGCAACGAGAAGGGGAAGGUUCCCGUCACGUAUCUUGAACUGCUGAGCUAAUGGACUUCAUUGUGUCGGCAACAUUUCCAUCUUUUCUUCAGUACACUUCCAUCCUCCACUUCUGUCUAUCUGCAACAACUCAUGGAAAAAUGGCUGCCUCUCGCUUGUUUCACCAUGACAGGAUUUACUUUCUGCUCACAUUUUUUCUAUCUUAGGAUUUGGCAGGUUAACACGUGCAGCUUUAUGUUAUUCUUCUUCUGGCUUUACUCUCCACGUCCAUGGCCACUAAGAAGGAAUAGCAAUAAAGUGGCAGAUGUAUCACAUUAAUGCACGCAAGAACUGGAACACAUUGUUAUUCACUGUACUUGUUAGUUCUUGGACUAAGACUAUGCGUGUGUAGACUUGGUGCCACCAAGUCCGACGACGAAGGAUUCUGCAUCAAAAGGUAAGAAAGAAUAUUACAGUAAUCCCUCGCCACUUGCCGCUUCAAAUUUCACGGCUUCACUCUAUCACCGUUUUUCAAAAAGAUAACCGUGCUUUUUCAUGGCUGAAUACGGCAGAUGAUGAUGUUUUUCCUCAGCAUUACAAGCAGGAUGCAAUGUGAUGAUAUGUAGUAUUCUAACUGCUCACUAGGUGUCGGUAAUGUGACGUUGAUGGAACAAUAGCCACUGCAGGAAGUACUAUGCUCCAACCAUAAUGUCUUUUUCCAUCCUUAAUCCAUCCUUUUUUUAUGCCGCUUAUCCUAACUAGGGUCACGGGCGUGCUGGGCCUAUCCCAGCUGUCUUCGGGUGAGAGGCGGGGUAUACCCUGGACUGGUGGCCAGCCAAUCACAGGGCACAUAUAGACAAACAACCAUUCACACUCACAUUCAUACCUAUGGACAAUUUGGAGUCAACAGUUAACCUAGCAUGUUUUUGGAAUGUGGGAGGAAGCGGGGUACCCGGAGAAAACCCACGCAUACACGGGGAGAACAUGCAAACUCCACACAGAGUGGAGAAUCAAACCCAGGUCUUCCUGAUCUCCUGAGUGUGGUCAUGAGAGUUGGACACAGCUAGCAAUAUUUAUUUGGGAUAUUGUGCCCUUUGUGAAAUAAUCCCAUCCUGCAAUAAAAGCCUGUUUUUAUUUUUAAUUUAGACAUUUUUAUGCUUGAAAAAUAAUUUUAUUUAUGCAGAAAAACCGUGUAAAAUGAUCUUAAAUCAGCAUAUUUUGGACUAAUAGGCCAUAUUCCACCACAAAAAACAGCAAUGAGUUAUGAUUGAACAUCUUCGAAAAACCGUGAUCAAGGUUGUCAAGACAUGACAUUGGAAGCGGGACGUGGUGAGGGAUGGCUGGACUUAGUUUUGACCUUUUAAAAAUUGAUCACCAAUGUUCUGGCUACAAUAAACUAACGUGCAGGCUAGAACUCAUUUAUGUUGGCUAAAAACUUAAGCAUCUUGUUGUUGUCCCGUUUCUUUCACUGAUAAUUUAAUUUGAUUUAAAAAUGCUGUUUUUGAAGCUGUUUGUAAAGAUAGUGACAUUGAAAAGGGUGGAUGGUUAUUGGAGGAUUGUACCAAUGAGCAGUUCCAUGCUAACGUUACAAAUGCUAAAUUUUAGUCCAACCAUGUGACCUGCAGUUUAUUGUGAUGAUGUCAUAGGAAUGAUGAUGUUGUGGAAAAUAAAGGACGUAGUGCUUGGUUGGAUUGUUCCAAUGUCUGGCGGUGUGUAAGGCAGGGGUGUUCAAAAUGCAGCUUGCGGCUCUUUUUUUGUUCCAUGGUGUGUUCUUUAAAUCAAAUGGCAUUCAUUAAUUUCUGAUCAAAACUAAAAUUAGUGGGAAAAGCCAACUUUUUGCCUUUUUUUUUUGCUAGAGUCCUACACAGUAAAGCUUGAGUUGCACGGGAAGUAUUCAGAGGCAAACUUCAAACUUGAAGUGUUCUUUCUAUUUACACACCAGCCCAUAUGCCUCCCUCACUCACGGUGCAACAAAAAUAACACACAUGGGAAGCAACCUGGAAGCUAUCCAGCAUGCCUUGCGGGUUAUACAUGAUGUAUAAAAGUGUUUUGUUUUGCAUGUACAGUAUGUUACUGUGUGUAAGCCUCUAUUUGAUACCUGCAUAGCCCGGGUGGUUACAGUGUUUUUGGUUGCACUGUGAGUGAUGGGAUUGGUUUGUGGUGGCGUAUCAAAAUACGUAUCAGAAAUUGACAAAGGACCAUGAAGAUCCCCAGACAUAAACAACAAAAAAGUCAAAUGUUAAAGUUUUAAAUGUUGAUUUAGACACUAAGAGUCCAAACUAUUUGCUUUACCAGCAAGAACAUAAAUCUAAAAUAUUAACUACUUCCUUGUUAGCAUAUCUGAUAUGGCUUUUGUGUUAUAGCUGACAAAGCAAAUGUGUGUCCUAUUUCAUAAAAAAUAAAAUUUACCGGGCCCAAAAAAAAACGAGCUGUGGGCCUAAACUAGCCCUCGGCUGCACUUUGAAGAGCCAUGGUUUAUAGCAUCAGCCAAUAUUCAUAUCAGUUUUAUGUGUGCACCCGUGUGUUUGUGUCCGUGUGUGUGUAACAAUUGGAGUUUGUGGUCACCUUGACUCACACAUUCCUGUUGCUGUCACGUUUUCUUAUGUUUGUGUUUCCAGACAUCUUAUUGUCCCAUUGUUGGCUGGCUUGCUGUGCAAUAAACUUGCAUGUGUGGAACAGUAA